Messenger RNA from Metschnikowia bicuspidata var. bicuspidata NRRL YB-4993, 4156 nucleotides. It is a transcript of the gene CSC25, whose product is annotated as Ras family guanine nucleotide exchange factor. Gene Ontology annotation, molecular function: guanyl-nucleotide exchange factor activity; protein binding. The record is from RefSeq and is a predicted model, not a curated record. NCBI's taxonomy places the organism in Eukaryota, Fungi, Ascomycota, Pichiomycetes, Serinales, Metschnikowiaceae. Bases 83 to 4039 code for a protein of 1318 amino acids. Gene Ontology annotation, biological process: Ras protein signal transduction; positive regulation of GTPase activity. The transcript has a single exon. Gene Ontology annotation, cellular component: plasma membrane.
GCCGCUGGCGAAACAGACAACCGGGCCCACUACCGGCCCGACCACCCGCCCCAAGCGUCCCGCCCGGGACUCCUAGCGAGACAUGACCCCCGACGGCGCCGCGCCCGACGCCAGCCCCCUUCACGCGGCCACGCCCGGCGCCGGAGCCGGCACCGCGUGUCUCGACACCGUCAUCGCCCUCUACGACUUCCCCGGCACCCAGCCGGCGCACUUGCCCUUGCAGUUGGGCGACACCGUGCACGUGCUCGCCAAGGCCGCGUCCGGCUGGUGGGACGGCGUGUUGCCCGGCGCCGCGGGCGCCGCCGUCCGGGGCUGGUUCCCCCGCAACUACGUGCGCUCCGUCAACUACGUGCAGCCGGUCUUGGACCGGCUCCAGUCCAAGCAGGAGAUCGACUCGCUCACCGCGGCCAACACCGCGGCCAACGUGCUCAUCCCGCUGUUCACCAGCUUGCUCCAGAAGAACUGGGGGCCGCUGGCCCGCGACCUGGCGCCCGCCACGCGCAAGAACUCCGUGGUGUCGUUUGCGCUGUCGGACGCCAGCGGCGAGCCGCGCGCGGAGCCGCCGCUGCCGCCGCCGCGUCUGGGCUCGCCGCUGCGCGCGAACCAGGCCUCGUUCGCCUCCACGCUCUCGUACAGCGGCGGCUCCGUGGCGCCGUCGCUGGGGCUGGGCUCGUACGGCGCGCUCCCGGCGGCCGGCGCCCGCGUGCUGUUGACGCCCGUGCUGGCCGCCGAGGACAUGGUGGCGCGCUGGAAGGACGCCGAGGGCAAGAACGUCAUCUGGACCCUGCGCCUCGCGGACAACGGCAGCCUCGUGUACUACUGCGAGGAGCUCGGCAUCCACUGCGCGGCGCUCCCCUUGGCGCGCAUGAGCCCGGCGGCGGACUCCGCCGGCGUGUGCGUGGACUUGCCGUCGCGCGAGGCCACGGGCGACGUGUCGCUCGCGCUCAAGCACUUCCCCAGCGACUUCGGCGCCGCCUUGGCCAGCAUGGACUUGGCGCUGAGCUCCCGCUCUUCGUUGGCGGGCAAGUCCUUUGACGACUCGGCCGCCCGCGGCUCCACGUCGUCCACCAUGUCGCAGACCAGCGCGUCCUCGUACCACAACUUCUCGCGGCCCUUCUUCAUCACGCCCGGGCUCUUCUACUCGGACUUCUCGGACAUCUCCCGCUGGACGGACCUCCGCGACCACCACAACUACCUCCUCGACUUGACGUGGCGCGCGCUCGAGACGUCCAACAAGCAGCUCUUCGCCAUGCACUUGUCGGAGUUGACCAAGACCGUGUCCAUCAUGAUGAACGCCGCGCGCUUGACGCAGCCGGACUUCGUCGACACCAGGCUCGAGAGGUCCAUCCGCCACCGCGUCCGCAGAGUGUCCGAGGCGUUUGCGCAGAUGUACAUCAACAGCUUGUUGCACUUGAGUGUCAUGCACUACUCCGACGGCCUGGUGGGCGAGGAAUACCUCACCCUCGGCAUUCACAACCUCAACAAGUCCACCAGCGGCGCCCCGCACGAGAGGCCGAGCGCCUCGUCGCGGGGCUCGGGCGACACCACCAUCCAACAAUUCCCCGCCUCCUCAAAGAACAGCGCCUCGCUAUCCUGCGUGGCGUCCGGCGACGACUCCUUCGUCUCCUACUUGCUGCAGAUCGAAGGCAACAUUGCCAUGGUCCGCUCCAAGAUGAACAGCUUGAUCGACAUCUUCGUGAACUUGUCCAAGGAUAAGCAGGUUCACGCCCGUGACUAUGACAGCUCCGACAUCUCCGAAGACGAGGGCGAGGACAGGUUCAACGUCUUGCCGCAAGUCUACCCCCGCUUCAUUUCCAAUGAGUUCAAUGGAGGAAACUGGUGCAAUCCCUUCUUCACGGGGAGCCACCGCUUCCUCAAUUUGAGCGGGGACCACUUGAAGAACAAGUUCCAUCUCAAAACAAUCAUCGACAACACCGCCUAUGACCGCGCAAAGUCAUACACGGACGAAGUCAAGAGAUUCACUGACGAGACGUUGGGCUAUCUUGAUGCCUCGAAGCAGCACAUGUACUACAACGAAGCAUUGUUGAAUUCCCGAAACGAGGACAUCAUCAGAGUCAUGUACAAGUACCUUCAUCAUGCAAGUCACUUGGUUGACCUCCUCGAAUCUUUCGACUUCACGCUCUUCAGUCUCGUUAAAAAGGCCUCCUCAGAUGAGUCGGCACCGGAAGAUGUUCUGGCCAGAAUCAACACGUUGGAUACCACCGUGGCGUUCGAACACCCGGUCGUUCUAGAGUUUUUCCAGAACAAGCAAGACCUCCACGAUUCUCUCGCGAAAAUCAUCAUCAAUAUUCAAGCUCUCACACUAGAAGACCCAGACGCCUUUGCAAGUAUGAAGGAUGAGGAUUUCAGUUACAGCCGUGAUGCCAUGAAAGAACCACUUGAAAAGUCUGCUAUGCUUUUGAGUCAAAUCUUAUCAAAUCAACAAAAAAAUAAGCACGAUGAGCGCAUCACCUUCGAUCAAGAUUACGCGUUGUAUGAAAUGUUGGAAAACGGUGCCUCGAUUUGCGACAAUAUAUUGUCUAUAAUCAAGGUUUUGAUCGAGGAAAGAGAAACAGUCCUCAAUUACGCUACGCGUGUGAUGCAUGAUAACUUCAACGUUGAACUUCUCAUUAUUGAGCGCAACAACACAUCUGGUGGUCUCAAACCAGAAGAUACUGGCGGUCAGUAUUUUGGUGAUAACAAGAAGAAGGAUGACACUCCCUGGUUCUUGGAGGGCGAUGACGAGUACGACUUACUAGUUGACAUGAAUGGAAGUAUCAAAGGAGGUACACGAAAAGCUUUGGUGGCACACUUAACGCAUCACAGCACACUCGAUAACGCUUUCAACACGAUUUUCUUGAUCUCUUUCGCAACCAUCAUGUCUAUAUCCGAGCUUCUUGAUUUGUUGAUACAAAGGUUCCAGAUCGAAGCCCCAGAAGGAUUAAGUUAUGAAGAAUACCUUCAAUGGACGCAAAUGAAACAAGAUCGCAUUCGCCUCAAAGUGUUGAACAUGAUGAAGCUUAUUCUUGAAAACCAUUGGUCAGAAUCUUUUAACAUCGUGAGCGUCUUACAAAAAUGGCUUAAGUUUUUAAACCGGCCGGAAGUACAGACAUUCCCUAUCACCAAAAGACUUGUGCAAGAUAUCGAGAGAGUACAAAAUGGCGAGACGGUUUCCACCGGGCCACAGCCAUUGAAAGCUACAGAGAAAGCCCCUGCUCCCCUCAUUAAAGGGUUUUCUUUGAGAAAGACGCGCUUGUUGGACAUUGAGUACGUGGAGUUGGCGCGACAGUUGACAUUGAGAGAAUUCAAGCUUUAUUGUAAUAUCUCAAAACUCUCGUGUAUCCACAAAGUUUGGGGAAAGCGGUCUGGGGUCAAUGAAUCGAUUUCGAGCAUUCAAAACUUUAUCAGGUCCUCGAACCAAUUGACAAAUUUUGUGGCGUAUCUGAUCUUGAGGAAGGACGAUACGCGGAAAAGAGUGAAGGUCAUACGUUAUUUUGUGCAAGUGGCUGAGUGGUGCCGCCAGUACAACAACUUCUCGUCAAUGACCGCGAUCAUUUCUGCUUUGUACUCCUCGCCUAUUCACCGAUUGAAAAGGACAUGGGCCUUUGUGACCAAAGACAUCACGAACCGGUUGCAAAACAUGAACAAACUCAUGAAUUCAAGUCGGAACUUCAACGAAUACAGAGACAUGUUGAAGUUUAUUGGCUCGGAACUCUGCGUACCCUUUUUCGGUGUUUACCUCAGUGAUCUUACAUUUGUUUACCACGGGAACCCGGAUCAUCUUUUGAACCGGACACGGAUGGUGAAUUUUGCCAAGCGUGCGAAGACGGUGGAGAUCGUAACGGGUAUCGACCGCUUCAAACACGUCCACUACAACUUCCAUCUAGUACCGGACAUCCAAACAUUCAUUGAUCUAUGGUUCGACAAGUGUCCCACCAUCGAUGAGCAGUAUCAGCUCUCCCUCAAUAUCGAGCCGCGGGAGGAGAAACCGCGUCACGGCUCAGCUUCAAAUGCUGUAAAGCAUUCGUCAGGCCGCUAGCCGACAGACUGGUGUCCUGCGUAUACGCGGCGCAAUUGCGCCUCCAGUCGGUUUAGUUCGACUUGGUGGUUGUGAGCUCACAGCACCUGACCGAAAUCAAGAAAAUAGGUUCGAAAG